UAUAUCACUGUAACAAGAAACAUCAACAAUUCUCUACUGUACCUUGUUUUAUAUUUGGAUAAUUUAUCAAUUGUAAUUUCAAACUUUUACAUCAAUAAAUAUGUCCGACCGUUUAACGCAAUUACAGGACACAGUUAAUUUGCAAGCGGAACAUUUUUGCAAUAGCAUUGGCAUAUUGCAACAAGCUUCAGUUCCAAGUAAAUUUCCCGGAUUUGAACGUAUUGGAUCACAACAGUCAUCACAAAGUGCACAAGAAGACUAUGCACAACUAUUUUCAACAUUAAUAUCAAGAUGUGCUAAGGAUAUUGAUACUUUAAUUGAAUCAUUGCCAAAUGAAGACAGUUCUCAAGAGUUACAAGCACAAAGUCUCCGUCGGUUGGAAAUUGAAAAUCAAGAAGCAGCCAAACGAUUAGAAGAAAUUGUCGAUCGUGGUCAAAAGACAUUGGAAAAAAUUCAAGCCGCUCUCAGUGAUAUAGCACAGGCACAGCUUGAGUCAAGUGACAUGAAGAUUUAAUAGAUUUUUUUUCCUUUCCUCAUAAUCUCAAUUUUGAUAUAUUAGCAAUAAAAAACAUUUUAACAUAAUGUGAAUAAAAUUGGACAAGACGAAUUUGUAUUAAAACAAAAUAAAUGAACAUGAAUUCGAACGUGUAAGUGAA
This is a messenger RNA of Contarinia nasturtii (swede midge), 656 nucleotides long. It is a transcript of the gene MED21, whose product is annotated as mediator of RNA polymerase II transcription subunit 21. Lineage: Eukaryota; Metazoa; Arthropoda; Insecta; Diptera; Cecidomyiidae. Gene Ontology annotation, cellular component: mediator complex. Gene Ontology annotation, biological process: regulation of transcription by RNA polymerase II. The transcript has 4 exons. Gene Ontology annotation, molecular function: transcription coregulator activity. The record is from RefSeq and is a predicted model, not a curated record. The coding region runs from base 101 to 514 and encodes 137 amino acids.